AUGGCCACGGAGGUGCUUUCAAAGGGCUCUACACAGCCAGAACUGGGCACAUUUGACGCGCCGACGUUCAUCACGACGUGGAACUGCCCUUAUGCUCAGCGCACCUGGAUUGCCCUGAACGAGAAGGGGGUCAAGUACAACCGCGUUUUUGUAGACCUCAAGGAGAAGCCUGAGUGGUUCUUCCCCCUCAACCCCUAUGGCCGCGUGCCCACCCUGGCCUGGAAGGACGGCCGCGGCACGCACAGCCUGUACGAGAGCCUGAUCUGCAACGAGUUUGUGGAGGACGCGUUUGAGGGCCCCAGCCUGCUGCCGGAGGACCCAGUGCAGCGCGCGCAGGUCAGGCUGCUUAUUGACCAGUUCGGGGCCAAGGUCGGGCCGGCGUUUGGGAAGGCGAUUUUUGCUUCAGAGGAUGAGGCGCCCGCGGCCGGCAAAGCCCUCGGGGAGGCGCUGACGUGGCUGGACUCCGCCCUCGACCCCACCGGCCCCUACGCCGCCGGCGCGAACUUCACGCUCGCCGACGCGGCGCUGACGCCGUUCGUCAUCCGCGUGUCGCUGCUCCAGGGCCUGAUCGGUUACAAGGUGCCCGAGGGGCUGGACAGGGUCAAGGCGUGGCAGGCUGUAGUGCUUGACCGGCAGAGCGUGAAGGACAGCAUCGUACCGCCGGACCCCAGCAAGGGAUGGGAGGAGCAGCUGCUCGAGUCGUACCGCGCGUACCUGGCGUCCCGCAGGGCGGCAUGA
Monoraphidium neglectum is the source of this 738-nucleotide messenger RNA. Its product is annotated as glutathione S-transferase. NCBI's taxonomy places the organism in Eukaryota, Viridiplantae, Chlorophyta, Chlorophyceae, Sphaeropleales, Selenastraceae. Bases 1 to 738 code for a protein of 245 amino acids. The record is from RefSeq and is a predicted model, not a curated record. The transcript has 6 exons. Gene Ontology annotation, cellular component: cytoplasm.